This is a messenger RNA of Haliotis rubra (blacklip abalone), 4875 nucleotides long. Its product is annotated as probable ATP-dependent RNA helicase DHX37. The transcript is spliced from 34 exons. The record is from RefSeq and is a predicted model, not a curated record. Lineage: Eukaryota; Metazoa; Mollusca; Gastropoda; Lepetellida; Haliotidae. The coding region runs from base 72 to 4787 and encodes 1571 amino acids. Gene Ontology annotation, cellular component: intracellular anatomical structure; nucleolus. Gene Ontology annotation, biological process: maturation of SSU-rRNA from tricistronic rRNA transcript (SSU-rRNA, 5.8S rRNA, LSU-rRNA). Gene Ontology annotation, molecular function: ATP binding; RNA binding; ATP hydrolysis activity.
GCACCCUGGAAGCACGUUUCUCCCCGAAUCAGCUGUGAUGAUGUUGUGUUCCUAUUGCUAAAUUGUUACUAAUGGGGAAAUCUAAACGUAAAUUCAACUGGAAGGCUAGACAACAGUCAAACAUCGUUGUUGACCAUAGCGAGCAGAAAAAGAUAAAGCUAGAUCUAACAAGUGACAAGGCAGAAAAAGUGUCUGUUAGAGAGGAAGAUAGCAAUGUUCUGGUCCUGCCUGGUAAGAAACGAUCGACCAAGAAGAAGAAUGACAACACACCACGGGUGAAAAAACUCAGCAAGAAGGAGAGGAAAAGGUUGCAGCGGGUCAUAGAAGUGAAAGAAAAGAAAUCCAAGAGGGCUGAGCUGCUGCAGUCGCUGAAAGAUGCCCAGGCUUCAUCACAAGAGGCCAAACUCUUCUCUGGCAUCGCUGAAGUGUACACACAGAAAUUCAAGAAUGAUGUGAACAUAGAGACAACGCCCCAGGGGAAAGUUAAGCUCAACACCAUCAGUGGAAGUGGGAAGAAGACGAAACAGAAGAAGUGUCUGGUGGAGGAAGAAGAGUUAUCAGGAAAUGAAUCUGUGUCAUCUGUGGACACUUCUGACAUUUCAACCGAUGAGGAAUGGGAGCUGGAAGAGGAAGAGACGGCAAAUGGAGAGGAAGAUUCUGGGAAUGGGUCAGACAAAGAAGGUGUGGAAUCUGUGGUGGAGAAGAAUGUCGGUGGGAAGGCUGCAGGAGAGACUAAACAGUGUGUUGGUCCAGAGGGCAAGAAGGACCCACCAGUGAAGACAGACCAGCAAAGGAGGCCUGCAGUACAUGUGCUGCUGUCCAGACGGCCAGAGGUUCAGGAGGCGCGGCUGAAGCUCCCCAUACUGUCGGAGGAGCAGGUUGUGAUGGAGGCCAUUAAUGAACACCCGGUGGUCAUCAUCUGUGGAGAGACGGGGUCAGGCAAGACCACCCAGGUGCCACAGUUCCUCUAUGAGGCAGGAUACGCUCAUGGCCGUGGUAUCAUUGGUGUCACUGAGCCAAGGAGAGUUGCUGCAAUAAGUAUGUCCAAACGUGUUGCCAUGGAAAUGAAUCUCACAUCAAGAGAAGUGUCGUACCAGAUUCGGUAUGAGGGCAAUGUUACAGAUGACACUGUAAUAAAGUUCCAGACUGAUGGUGUUCUCCUUAAAGAAGUUCAGAAGGACUUCUUGCUGAGCAAGUACAGUGUGAUUAUAGUAGAUGAGGCCCACGAGAGGAGUGUGUUCACAGACAUCCUCAUUGGCUUGCUGUCAAGGAUAGUACCCCUCAGAGAGAAGAGAGGGAACCCGCUGAAGCUGAUCAUCAUGUCUGCCACACUGCGAGUCGAGGACUUCACUGAAAACAAGAGGCUGUUCAAGGUCACACCACCAGUCAUCAAGGUUGAGUCGAGACAGUUUCCUGUGACGAUACAUUUCAACAAACGAACACCACUGGAUGACUACCUUGCCGAUGCAUACAGGAAGGUAUGCAAGAUUCACCGGCAGCUGCCAAGUGGGGGAAUUUUGGUGUUUGUGACAGGGCAACAAGAAGUACAUACACUGUGCAAGAAGCUCCGCAACACGUUUCCUUAUGCGGCUGGAGAAGCUGUGCAGAAGAAACCAACCAAAGCAGAACUUCGAAAGCAGAAGAAAGAAAAUAAGAAAACAAAAGAAAAAGUGAACCUGCCGAAAGUUAAUCUAGACAACUACUCGGUGGUGCCAGAAGAUGAGGAGGUGGAAUAUGGAGAGCCGGACUCUGAGGAGGAGGUUCGGCUGGACGAUGUAGAGGAUCUCUCUGACCAGGAAGCUGACGCCGGGAGUUCUCCUGACCCAAUGUACGUUCUGCCCCUGUACUCCCUUCUCUCCAGUGACAAGCAGGUCAAGGUGUUUGAUCCUCCCCCUGAAGGAUGUCGGCUGUGUGUGGUCGCCACCAAUGUUGCUGAAACGUCACUCACCAUCCCCAACAUCAAGUAUGUGGUGGACACAGGAAAGGUAAAAACCAAGUUUUAUGACAAGGUUACUGGCGUGUCAACAUUUCGGGUCACGUGGACAUCUAAAGCAGCAGCCAAUCAGAGAGCAGGUCGUGCUGGGCGUGUUGGUGCAGGUCAUUGCUAUAGGUUGUAUUCCUCUGCAGUCUUCAAUGAUGAUUUUGAGAAAUUUGCUCCUCCUGAAAUUUCUCGGCGUCCAGUAGAUGAUCUUAUUCUUCAAAUGAAGGACAUGAACAUUGACAGAGUAGCCAACUUUCCGUUCCCCACUUCCCCGGAUGUGGAACAAAUAAAGGCUGGGGAGAAACUGUUGAUGACCCUGGGGGCGCUGACACCACCACAGAAACCCAAGUCCUACAGAGAUAAGGACAAAGAUACCCCAUCGAAGAUAACGCCAGUCGGUCGAGCAAUGGCGUGUUUCCCUGUGUCGCCACGGUAUGGCAAGAUGUUGUCACUAGGACACCAGCACAACCUGCUACCUUACGUCAUCGCCAUCGUGUCAGCCCUCUCCGUCGACGAGGUCUUCAUGGAGAUACAACCUGCCUCGUCUACAGACACAGAGAAGGAGGACAUGAAGCAGAGGCUGUCACGGACGAUGCAGAUCAAGAAGAUGUGGGCAGGGCAGGGUAACUCGAUGUUGCUUGGCGACCUGAUGAUCCUCUUAAAGGCCGUUGGAUCAUGUGAAUAUGAGGGAUUCUCCCAAGACUUCUGUCACAAAUUCGGUAUCCGCUUCAAGGCCAUGAAGGAGAUUAGAAAACUACGAGCACAACUCACAAAUACAGUCAAUGGAGUCAUCCCGGAGGCUGACCUGUGUGUUGACCCGAAGCUGAUCCCACCAAAUGACCUUCAGGCCAAGCUACUUCGUCAGAUUGUAUUAUCCGGGCUUGCUGAUCACGUGGCCAGACGAGCCCCUGCACCACCUCCGGGGGCGACAGAGGAUGAGAAGAAGCUGAAGCAUGCUUACUAUUUUCACCCGUGCGUGGCAUGUGCGGCAAUGUUGCCACCUCAGGAUUCGCACGAUGUGUGCCUACGUUGUUUGGCUGUUGAACAUCAUGAUGAUCAAUCGUGUGAGAACUGCCAGAUUUUCUCACCAAAGACGACGAAGCGUCGUUCCGCAGACUUUUUGUUUUAUACAAAUCUGCUGCAGGCGGGGGGGGACUUAUGGGCACAGGACCCACCAUCUAAAGUGGCUAAAAGUAAGAAGAGUUCUUCUUCUUCUAGUGGGGGUGGGGGCUCUUCCCUGGGUCCUCGGCACCCUGGCUCAACCUCGAGCCUAGGGUCGGUCGGGCCAGGCGCCUUUGGCUCUUAUGGCUCCCCUAUCUUUGUCUGUGGAACCGACUUCCGCGGUUCUCGAGGCUUAACUCUGGAUACCGAGUUCGCUGUCGGGGAGCGGAGGAGGAAGCCAUGGAUGACGACGGGGCAUGAGACGCCGGGGAAGGUUCCUUCGCUGGUCCGCCCCGCGAGGAAGCUGGUGGACCAGGAGGGCGUGGACGACGACGGUCGCCGCCCACGCGCAUGCAGGCAGCUCACGGAGGUGCAUUCACAUCUGGCACGCCGACGCCAUUCGGUCGCGGCGCUUAGCCAGAUGAUGUCUGCGGUCAUGGGCCUCCGCCGGUUGUGGCUGUCUGUGGCCAGAUACUCACCGCUACACAGCAGGCGCUAUUGUCUUUGCCGCUCAGGAUGGGCUCAACCCUGUUCCCGGGCAUUGACAGUGGUCAGGAGGCCGCUGGAGGCGUGGAAGCGAGGCCCUCCUCCUUUCUCCGGGAUUCGUUGCACGCCAGUGCCGAACUCUCAGGAAAAGGCCGAUGUUCUCCGUGCCGAGGUCCAGGCGUUGCUGGACAAGGCAGCCAUCGAGGUGGUUCCGAGGGGCCAGGAAAAUUUAGGGGUUUACUCAACCUAUUUCCUGGUUACCAAGAAGGACGGAGGGUUCAGACCCAUUCUCAAUUUAAAGGGUCUGAACAGUUUGCUAGAGAGUGGCUUCAUCCUCACCUCAGGUGGUGGACCGACACCGGAAUCUAGUCAGGGAUCCCGGAUCCGGGAGCCAUCGCCCGAUGCCUUCCAGCUAGAUUGGACGGACAGGGUCCUGUGGGCGCUCCCACCGAUACCUCUGAUUCCCAGAGUCCUAUCGCAGCUAGCCACCCAACCAGCGCGACUACUUGUGCUUCUUGCACCUCUGUGGUCGCCUCAACGCUGGUUCCCUGUAAUACUCAGAUCGCUAGUACAGCCUCCGUGCUGUUACCGAUGCGACCGACCUCCUAUUCCAGGAAGGCCAGCCACACCCGGAUCCAUGGAUCCAGUGGGUGGCUUGGCCACUGUCAGGAGUAUCGUGGCUGUUGAGUGUGAGUGGCUGCCUGUGUUUGCCCCCUCCUACUGCGUGUUCUCCAAGCCCCAAGACGACCCUCCACCCUGCUACAAGGCCCAGACUGGCGAGGUGUUCUGUCACAUGACCAGCAGCUAUGGUCGAGCCAACUGGCCAGUGCCAGCAGUACCACUGUCUUACCCCGCCGGCCUUGACCGAUACAAGUGGUUCGCCCGCUUCCUGCUGGAGGGUCAGGUGGUGCCACAGAUGAAGCAGUUUGUCCCUACACUGCUGUCCACACCGUCGACCAUGGUGAAGUCCUGGGCCAGACUGCAGCCGAGGACGGAGACGCUGCUGUCUGCCCUUGUGGAGGAGGGUGUGGACUGCCUGUCUGCUCUCACCACUGUCUGGAGAAGCAAGCCCAACUAUCUGUUGGAGGCUUACCUUGAGUGGCUACCGGAGGCACUACAUGGGAAGGUCAAGUUAAAAUGGCCACCACUGCAGACAUGAGGUGUGCUGGAGACAGAAGACAGAAAACUCCACUUGUUAAUAUAGUGUAUCAUGUAAAUUGAAUUUUGUAAAUAAAUCAUGACAUGAU